AUGGGCGCCCUGGCCUGCGCCCUCGCUCUCUGCGUGGCUAUGGCCGUCGUGGCCGACGCCGCCUCGGGACCCCCAGGCACAGAGCUACGCGUCGUGCGGAGAGCGGCAGAGGUCCCGGAGCCUGAGUCCAGCCAGCAGGAGCAGCUGGUCUUUGGCAGUGGGGACACCAUGGAGCUGAGCUGCCACCCACCCACGGGUAGUGUCCCAGGACCCACCAUCUGGGUGAAGGACGGCUCAGGGCUGGUGCCCUCGGACCGCAUCCUGGUGGGGCUGCAGAGGCUGCAGGUGCUGAACGCCUCCCACGAGGACUCCGGUGCCUACAGCUGCCAGCAGCGGCUCACCCAGCACGUCCUGUGCCACUUCAGCGUGCGGGUGACAGAUGCUCCAUCCUCGGGAGACGAUGAAGAUGGGGAGGACGAGGCUGAGGACACAGGUGUGCCUGCAGGGGCCCCUUACUGGACGCGGCCUGAGCGCAUGGACAAAAAGCUCUUGGCUGUGCCGGCCGCCAACACCGUCCGCUUCCGCUGCCCGGCAGCUGGCAACCCCACACCCUCCAUCUCAUGGCUGAAGAACGGCAAGGAAUUCCGUGGCGAGCACCGUAUUGGGGGCAUCAAGCUGCGGCACCAGCAGUGGAGUCUGGUCAUGGAGAGCGUGGUGCCCUCCGACCGCGGCAACUACACGUGUGUCGUGGAGAACAAGUUCGGCAGCAUCCGGCAGACAUACACGCUGGACGUGCUGGAGCGGUCCCCGCACCGGCCCAUCCUGCAGGCAGGGCUGCCAGCCAACCAGACAGCAGUGCUGGGCAGCGACGUGGAGUUCCAUUGCAAGGUGUACAGUGACGCGCAGCCCCACAUCCAGUGGCUCAAGCACGUGGAGGUGAACGGCAGCAAGGUGGGCCCCGACGGCACACCCUACGUCACCGUGCUCAAGUCCUGGAUCAGUGAGAGUGCGGAGGCCGACGCGCGCCUCCGCCUGGCCAAUGUGUCCGAGCGGGACGGGGGCGAGUAUCUCUGUCGAGCCACCAAUUUCAUAGGCGUGGCCGAGAAGGCCUUUUGGCUGCGUGUUCACGGGCCCCCAGCAGCUGAGGAGGAGCUGGUGGAGGCGGACGAGGCGAGUAGUGUGUACGCGGGCGUUCUCAGCUACGGGGCAGGCUUCUUCUUCUUCAUCAUGGUGGUGGUGGCCGUGACGCUGUGCCGGCUGCACAGCCCGACCAAAAAAGGCCUGGGCUCGCCUGCCGUGCACAAGGUCUCCCGCUUCCCGCUCAAGCGACAGGUGUCCCUGGAGUCCAACUCGUCCAUGAACUCCAACACGCCACUGGUGCGCAUGGCCAGGCUGUCCUCGGGGGAGGGCCCCACGCUGGCCAACGUCUCAGAGCUCGAGCUGCCUGCCGACCCCAAGUGGGAGCUGUCCCGGGCCCGGCUGACCCUGGGCAAGCCCCUGGGGGAGGGCUGCUUCGGCCAGGUGGUCAUGGCGGAGGCCAUCGGCAUCGACAAAGAGCGGGCCGCCAAGCCUGUCACUGUGGCUGUGAAGAUGCUGAAAGACGACGCCACAGACAAGGACCUCUCGGACCUGGUGUCAGAGAUGGAGAUGAUGAAGAUGAUCGGCAAACACAAGAACAUCAUCAACCUGCUGGGGGCCUGCACACAGGGCGGGCCCUUGUACGUGCUGGUGGAGUACGCGGCCAAGGGCAACCUGCGAGAGUACCUCCGGGCGCGGAGGCCCCCCGGCAUGGACUACUCCUUCGACACCUGCAAGCUGCCCGAGGAGCAGCUCACUUUCAAGGACCUCGUGUCCUGUGCCUACCAAGUGGCACGGGGCAUGGAGUAUCUGGCCUCCCAGAAGUGCAUCCACAGGGACCUGGCCGCCCGCAACGUGCUGGUGACAGAGGACAAUGUGAUGAAGAUUGCUGACUUUGGCCUGGCCCGGGACGUCCACAAUCUGGACUACUACAAGAAGACCACCAACGGCCGGCUGCCUGUGAAGUGGAUGGCUCCCGAGGCCCUGUUUGACCGAGUCUACACCCACCAAAGUGACGUCUGGUCCUUUGGCGUCCUGCUCUGGGAAAUCUUCACACUGGGGGGUUCUCCGUACCCCGGCAUUCCCGUGGAGGAGCUCUUCAAGCUGCUCAAGGAAGGCCACCGCAUGGACAAGCCGGCCAACUGCACACACGACCUGUACAUGAUCAUGCGGGAGUGCUGGCACGCCGUACCCUCCCAGCGGCCCACCUUCAAGCAGCUGGUGGAGGACCUGGACCGUGUGCUCACUGUGACAUCCACCGACGAGUACCUGGACCUGUCGGUGCCCUUUGAGCAGUACUCGCCUGGCGGCCAGGACACGCCCAGCUCCAGCUCCUCAGGUGACGAUUCCGUGUUUGCCCAUGACCUGCUGCUGCCAGCGCCCCCCAGCAGCGGGGCCCCACGGACGUGA
Messenger RNA from Trichechus manatus latirostris (Florida manatee), 2427 nucleotides. It is a transcript of the gene FGFR3, whose product is annotated as fibroblast growth factor receptor 3. Gene Ontology annotation, molecular function: fibroblast growth factor binding; ATP binding; fibroblast growth factor receptor activity. The coding region runs from base 1 to 2427 and encodes 808 amino acids. NCBI's taxonomy places the organism in Eukaryota, Metazoa, Chordata, Mammalia, Sirenia, Trichechidae. The transcript is spliced from 17 exons. Gene Ontology annotation, cellular component: plasma membrane; signaling receptor complex. The record is from RefSeq and is a predicted model, not a curated record. Gene Ontology annotation, biological process: protein phosphorylation; multicellular organism development; positive regulation of MAPK cascade.